AAAUCAAGCAGAAGGACGCCAGGAUCGCGCAGCUGGAGGUGGAGCUUAGUGAGGCCAAACGACUCGUCUCCAGAAAGGACAAUGAGGUGUCCAAACUGCACCGAGAGAUACACAAAAUUCAGAGUGUUCUGGCGCAGGCCAGUCCUCCGAUGUCGAACGGUGACCUGGCCGGAAAACUACACGGAAACCAUCUGACGGUGCACAGCAAGAAACAGGGCGUCUCUGGAGAGAGCAGUCACCUGGACGGAAGGAACAUGACCGUCACCGCGCCCAAAUUCGAAAAGGACUUCCGAUCAAAGCAGCUGAUUAAGGAGGCCAUCAUGGACAACGACUUCCUGAAGAAGCUGGACUCUUCACAGCUCCGUGAGAUCGUAGACUCGAUGUACCCGAAGAAGUACGCCAACGGUACUUUCAUCAUCCGGGAGGGAGAAGUCGGGAGCCACCUGUUCGUGGCCGCCGAAGGUCAAAUGGAGGUCAUCAAGGAGGGUCAGGUGCUGGGUCAGAUGGGCCCGGGGAAGGCGUUCGGAGAGCUGGCCAUUCUCUACAACUGCACCCGCACGGCUUCGGUCAAAGCCGUGACGGACGUGCACGUCUGGGAGCUGGAGCGGCGCGUCUUCCAGACGGUGAUGAUGCGGACGGCCAUCCGCCGUCUGGAGGACAACCUCAGCUUUCUGCGCUCCGUGCCCCUGCUGGCCAAACUCAGCAGAGACAAGCUCGUCAAAAUGGCCGACGUUAUUGAGACGGAAACAUACGCGCCUGGUGCCUACAUCAUCAGACAGGGAACCAGUGGUGACGGAUUCUACAUCAUCAGCUCCGGAUCGGUCAAGGUCACACAGAGGUCACCAGAUGGCGUGGAGGACGAAAUUCGCACGCUCAAAGCCGGCGAGUAUUUUGGAGAGCAGGCUCUACUGAAGGAGGACAAGAGGACGGCCAACAUUAUCGCCCAGCCGCCGUCCGUCACCGUGCUGGCUCUGGACAGAACGUCGUUCGCGCGACUGAUCGGUGAUCUGCAGGAGCUGCGCGAUCUCAAGUACGAGGAGCGGCCAGUUUCCCGCACCAGUUCGGCACAGAGCGCACGGCUGCCGAACGAGUUCUCUCAUCUGACACUGGACAGCCUGGACAUAAUCGCCACUCUCGGUAUCGGCGGCUUUGGCCGCGUCGAGCUGGUUCAAAGUGCCAGCGAGCCGGGCAAAACCCUGGCGCUGAAAUGUCUCAAGAAACACUACAUCGUGGAGACUCAGCAGCAGGAGCACGUGCACAGCGAAAAGGAGAUCAUGCUGCGGUGUAACCACCAGUUCAUCGUCAGACUGUACAAGACGUUCAAGGACUCCAAGUACGUGUACCUUCUGAUGGACGCCUGUCUCGGAGGAGAAGUGUGGAGCAUCCUUCGGGAUAGAGGACAGUUCGACUCCGAGGCCUGCAGGUUUUACACGGCGUGUGUGGUGGAGGCUCUGGAGUACCUCCACACACGUCAUAUCGUCUACAGAGAUCUAAAACCGGAGAACCUUCUGCUGGACACAGAGGGCUACUGCAAGCUGACGGACUUCGGCUUCAGUAAAGAGCUGCGGAGUCACGGAAAGACGUGGACUUUCUGUGGCACACCGGAGUACGUCAGUCCAGAGGUGAUUCUGAACAAGGGCCACGACCGGGCGGUGGACUACUGGAGUCUAGGGGUGCUCAUGUAUGAACUCUACACCGGAGCUCCGCCGUUCUCGGCCUCGGACCCGAUGAAGACGUACAACAUCAUCCUGAAGGGGAUCGACAUUAUCGACUUCCCGCGGAACAUUCCCAGGUCCGGGGAGCAGCUCAUCAAACGACUCUGCAGGGACGUGCCGACGGAGAGACUCGGCUACCAGCGGAACGGUGUGGAGGACAUCCGGAAGCACCGGUGGUUCCAGGGCUUCGACUGGGAGGGCCUCCGAUCCCGACAGCUUGCCCCUCCCAUCAUACCACAGGUGAAGGGUCCGACCGACGCGUCCAACUUCGACUGCUACUCGCGGGAUCUGGAGACACCCCCGGACGAGCUAUCCGGCUGGGACGAGGACUUCUGAUGGCCGCUGGACUCUCAAUAAGUGGCGCUGCAGUCGCCCCUAUAGGUGGCGCUGCGAUCGGUGGUAUAGAGGACGCCACCAUAGCGCGCUCCGAUCGGCGCCCUGCUUCAAGCUCGUGAUUGGGUCGCUGUGGUGCCGUGACGCGGGGAGGGCAGCCGCAGAGCUCAGGUGUUGUAUAGGGAGUUUUGUCCUAAUUUAAAAGCAGACGCACCAAAACACGUGCCUAAUGGGACCGGUGACCGCAACGGCGGCCGCCGGGCUGCUUUCGGGUUUGUGUGUGUUCUCUCACCAAAGAGCGAGAAUGACGAGUUAGUGAGUGACGAGUGAGAGAGUGUGAGUUUCAGUGCUUACAGUGAUGAGUGAUGCGGUCAACAUGUGUAUGUGAUAGUAUGCGCGUGAAAGUGGUUAUCUAUACGUAUAUGGUGCUGUUAGAACCGGAUGAUUGAAAUGUACCGGAUGUACUCGUUGGCUUGUUGUCAGGCGAGGCCGCAAAUGUUGAUUGAUGUGAGUCAUUUAUAACACUGGGCUAACGUGUGGGACUGGAGAGACAUGUUUAUUUUUUGAAGUAGUGUCGUGAUAAGCUCCUCUAUAUCGUAUCGUUGACUGGGUGUGUUUUCUAGCUAUCUGGCGUGUGUAAACCUGCCUAGAUCCGGACUGAUUCGGAUAAAUCGACAGGUUUUGUGUCAGAAAGUCGUGGUUUAGGCGUUGUACUAGCGAUAUUUCGAGAGAAGGUCGCUAUCUGGAGGAUUUCUGCUGAUAAAUCCGUGUUCGCCGAUGCCAGAUGAAAACUAGUGGCCAGCUGCGGUAGACAGUUGUUGCACGUGCUGAAUUUUAUCUGCGUGUUUCUGGCGUGAUGGCUGCCGGUGAUUUGCGUCCGAUUUCAAUCACGGUUAAUCCCUAGUGAAGAGUCACCAAUUGUGGGCGUGGUUUCACCCACCAAUCAGUUGCCGUGGUUUUCCGAUGGGAGAUUUUCGUAGCCUGCCUGUUUUAGAUGCGAUAAACUUAAAUUCUGAA
Amphibalanus amphitrite is the source of this 3065-nucleotide messenger RNA. Its product is annotated as cGMP-dependent protein kinase, isozyme 1-like. Gene Ontology annotation, molecular function: ATP binding; cGMP-dependent protein kinase activity. Lineage: Eukaryota; Metazoa; Arthropoda; Thecostraca; Balanomorpha; Balanidae. Gene Ontology annotation, biological process: protein phosphorylation. The coding region runs from base 150 to 2051 and encodes 633 amino acids. The record is from RefSeq and is a predicted model, not a curated record. The transcript is spliced from 16 exons.